Molecule: messenger RNA, 1778 nt
Organism: Rhagoletis zephyria (snowberry fruit fly)
Lineage: Eukaryota; Metazoa; Arthropoda; Insecta; Diptera; Tephritidae
Source: RefSeq, a predicted model, not a curated record
AUGGCAAUCAUUCCCACCGAUCUUCAGUCCACCGUGGCCGCCUUCUCCGCUGAUCUGCAGCAGAAGGUCACAGAGUGGUUGCAGUGGGACAAGAAUGAAAAGACUCGCCAGUCGAUACUGGAUCUGAUCAAGGACAACAAUGUCGCCCGUCUCUCUGAGCUGCUUCUGCAGCGACAGGCCUUCGGCACGGCCGGCAUUCGGGCGCUAAUGGAGCCCGGCUUCAAUGGCCUCAACGACCUCGUCAUCAUCCAGACCAGCCAGGGACUGGCCAAGUAUCUGGUGGAGCUGCAGCAGAAGGUAGUCAACGGAGGCGAUGGCGGCUCUAAACCCCAGCGCAGCGUCGUCAUCGGCUUCGACGGUCGCUACAACUCACUUCGCUUCGCCAAGAUCAGCGCCCGCGCCUUCAUCCACUGCGGCUACAAGGUGUACCUCUUCUCCCGCGUCGUGCCCACGCCCUUUGUGCCCUUCUCGGUGCGCCACUUCUCCGCCUCUGCCGGGGUCAUGGUGACGGCGUCGCACAACCCGAAGAUGUACAACGGCUACAAGGUGUACCUGGACAACGGGGCGCAGAUCCUCUCGCCGCACGACCGCAACAUCCAGGCGCACAUUCUCCAGAACCAGGCGCCCUGGGGCGACUUCAUGUGGGACACUGACUCGCUGACGUACGAGAGCUCGGAGCAGUGGCUGGUCGACCCGGUGGAGGAGGUCAUGGAGAGGUACAUGAGCACCCUGGUGGGCAAUGCCACCCAGGCGCCGCUGGUGGCCGCCACCGACCUGCACGCCGUGUACACGGCACUGCACGGCGUCGGCCACGAGUGCCUCACCGAGGCCUUCAAGCGGCUCGGCUUCCGCCACUACUUUCCCGUGCUCACGCAGAAGGACCCCGAUCCGGAGUUUCCCACCGUCGUCUUUCCCAACCCUGAGGAGGGUCAGGGCGUUCUGGACGAGUCCAUCCGAACCGCCACCGAAUCGAAUUCCACGCUGAUCAUCGCCAACGACCCUGACUCUGACCGGCUGGCCGCCUCUGAGCUGCACGGCACCGAGUGGCGCGUCUUCAACGGCAACGAACUGGGCGCUCUGCUCGGCUGGUGGAUCUGGAGUCAGUUCGAGGAGCGGAACAAGGGCGCAGUGCCCAAGAGCGACGUCUUCAUGACCUCCUCGGCGGUCUCCUCGAAGAUCCUCGAGACGAUUGCCAAACGGGAGGGCUUCACCUGGUUCGAGACGCUCACCGGCUUCAAGUGGAUGGGCAACUACGCGGUGGACCUGCACGUCAAGGGCAAGACGGUGCUCUUCGCCUUUGAGGAGGCCAUUGGGUUCAUGGUGGGCACGCAGGUCUUUGACAAGGACGGCAUCACCGGCGCCGCCACACUGCUCCAGCUGGCCGCCUACCUCCGCUCGAAGGGGUCCACUCUGCUGGAUCAGCUGAAUGAGAUCUACCGCACCUAUGGCUUCCACUACAGCAUCAACUCCUACUUUAUCUGCCACGACCCGGCAAAGAUUGAGCGCAUCUUCAAUCGAGUUGCCGAUCUCAACGGGCCCAAUUCGUACAUCUCUGAGUACAUCUCUGAGGUGAAUGGCAUUAAGGUGGUGCGAGUGCGAGACCUCAAUCGUGGCUAUGAUUCCUCUACUACCGACAAGAAGCCUACCUUGCCCACGAGCACCUCUUCGUUCAUGUUGACGCUCUACUUUGCCAACGGCAGUGUCAUCACCUUUCGAACUAGCGGAACGGAGCCCAAAAUUAAGUAUUACUCGGAAAUGGUGGCUGAUCCUAGUCAAAA